This is a messenger RNA of Tarenaya hassleriana, 2058 nucleotides long. RefSeq lists its product as uncharacterized. NCBI's taxonomy places the organism in Eukaryota, Viridiplantae, Streptophyta, Magnoliopsida, Brassicales, Cleomaceae. The transcript has 5 exons. Bases 963 to 1757 code for a protein of 264 amino acids. The record is from RefSeq and is a predicted model, not a curated record.
CAUCUUUUUGAAACCAUGGAAGAGAGAUUCGAACACAAACCCAACAAUCUUCUUUUGGAACGGUCUUCUCCCACUCUCUCUAUAUGGAACGUCUGAAGAGUCAAAGUUGCUCUAUUUUAUAACCAGAGAACAAAGAUGAACAAAGCAUACGGUAUGCAUUCCUCAUGUCCUCUAGACCCUUAAUGAUCUACAAAGUUACACUGUCAAAAUGGAAAACCAUGCCAACUUCAAGUAGAGCUGUCAAUUGGGCCAUUUGGAUUCGGGUUCGUCCGAUUUUUUCGGGUCUAUAUAUAUCGGGUUCGAAUCAGGCCGGGAUGGAUCGGGAUUCAGAUCGGAUUGGGAUGGACCUGUCCGCAUAAAUCUUUUUGUAAAUCUUAUUUUUUUAAAUAUCAGAUUUUUUGGACCGGUCGGAUUCGAAUUCGAAAUCCGAUUCAAAUCCGGUUCAAAAGUCCGAUUUUUUCAGACCUAAUCUGAAGUCUGUUAAUUUUCGAAUUGGACCGGAUUGGGUGUGAGACCUCGGUCCCAAAUUGACACACCUAGCUUUAAGGAUUGGUGUGGAUCGUUUAAACACGAGUUUCUUUGGACGUCCAUCGAGGUUGGGUUUUGGGCUUAAGAAAAGCUCAGAAGUCGGGCUUUCCCCGAAGCUGUCAUUGAUUUUAUAUUAAAUAAUUUUAAAAAAUGGGGAAAAUGCACGAAAUCCGAAUCUGCCAUACACUACAAAAGACCAGUUUUACAAUUUAUAAUGAUUCCAUAUUUGAAAACAAAAUCAGAAAUAUAAAAUAAAUAAACAAAAAGAAAGCAAGAAGCCUCGUAUAUAACACCAUCUCUUUCUCCUCUCUUUCCGACUUUUCAACUCCCACUCUCUCUCUCUCUCUCGCCGCGUCUGUAUUUUUUUUUUUUUGAUAAAGCUGUAUUCCGAAUUCUCAUCUACGUUAGCUGAAGAUUCGAGGAGAGUGACGUCGAUGACCAAGGCUUCCUCUGCGGAGAUGGUGGUGGCGAAGGACGACUGGGUAACAGCGGCGAUGACGGACAACCAGAUGGUGGUGGAGCUUCUGUUACGGCUCAACCAGGCAAAGACGAUGACGGCGGAUAGUCAGCCUCUGCUCCUUCCUCCUUCACGUUGGGGUGUUCGUCAGCGGCGGUCGCGGUCCUCGAGAUUCGCCGGAUGUUCGGUGAAGAAAGAGGCGGACUCCGUCAGAGGCAGUCCCGUGACUCCGCUGUCGUGGAGCGGUGGAUCCAGAAGCGGAGGUUGCUCCGCCGAUGGUUUCGAGGAGACCAGCCGUCAAGCGAGCUGCUCCACAUCUGCAACAGGAUCUGGAUCCAAGGCUCUACCGGCGAAUGAAAUCACCAGUUCCCUCUCCAAUAGAUCGAAGAAAACGAAGACGUUUUCGGAACUUAAACACGAAGAAACCUUCCUGUUGAAGGAAAGAUUCAGUCUGGAGAAUGAGAUAGCGACUAUGAGAACCACUAUAACGGAACAAAGCGCAAGGAAUGAGAACUUGAAGCGGAUCAAGCUCGAUUUGAACUCGGAUUGUGCUAGACCCGCCAUCCAACAUUAUCCGGUCAGCAAAUCGGAUCUCUACCCGCGAAAACACGAGAAUUGUCUUGUCGAAGAAGAAGGAGAAGAAGCCGUUUCAGAUGGAUGCAGAGGGGGCAAAACUGGAUGUUGCGAGGGAGGUUUGUUCUUACUACCAGAUCUGAACACGACACCUCCGGAAGAUGAUGCCUGUACGGAGACAUUGUACGGCACGAGCUAAUGUGUAGCUUCCUCGUAUGUUAUAGACUGGAGAGAUCACAUCUCAGGUGCAUUUGUAAGGUCUCUCUCUCUCUCUCUCUCUCUCUCUCGUCUGUUACCAUUCUCUAUUGUUAUUGUUUUUUAUUUUUUUGUAUUCUUUGUAGUCAAAGAGGAGUAGGAAUUGUUGUUAGGGAAUUAGGACAAACUACUGAGACUUUUUUUUUGGCCGUAAAGGCCUUCCUGAAUCCUUGAUUUAUCCUGAUUUAAAUGUUUUUUUACUAAUUGUAUAAUAUAAUUAAAUCUAAGAUUUUGAUUUUCGAUAA